This is a messenger RNA of Glycine soja, 1377 nucleotides long. Its product is annotated as transcription factor MYB53-like. The transcript has 4 exons. The record is from RefSeq and is a predicted model, not a curated record. The coding region runs from base 115 to 1137 and encodes 340 amino acids. Lineage: Eukaryota; Viridiplantae; Streptophyta; Magnoliopsida; Fabales; Fabaceae.
GCCUCUCAGCCUCAGAUAAAUAUCCAAUUAACUUCCAACAGAGUUCCUUGCAAGUCUAUAUAUACCCUCAUUCUGCACUUCAUAACACUCAAUGGAAGCUAUAUAGCGUGAGUGAUGAUGGGAAGAACACCAUUUGCAUGCAGUAGUGAUGAAAAUGGUUUGAAGAAGGGGCCUUGGACCCCAGAAGAGGAUAGAAUAUUGGUGGAUUACAUUCAGAAACAUGGGCAUGGGAGUUGGAGAGCACUUCCAAAACUUGCAGGGUUGAACAGGUGUGGGAAGAGUUGCAGGCUAAGGUGGAGUAAUUAUUUGAGGCCUGAUAUCAAAAGAGGAAAAUUCUCUGAGGAAGAACAGCAACUCAUCAUUAAUUUACAUUCAGUUCUUGGUAAUAAGUGGUCGGCUAUAGCAGGUCAUCUGCCAGGUAGAACUGAUAAUGAAAUUAAGAAUUUCUGGAACACUCAUUUAAAGAAAAAGCUUCUGCAAAUGGGGUUAGAUCCAGUGACUCAUCGUCCAAGAUCAGAUCACCUUAAUCUUCUAUCUAAUCUCCAACAGUUACUGGCUGCUACAAACAUUGUGAGUAAUAUUCUCACAAACACUUGGGACAGUACUCAUAAUGCUCUAAGGCUACAAUCAGAUGCCAAACUCCAAUUGCUGCAGAACAUACUUCAAGUUCCUACCUCAAACUUGGACCUACUCAAUCCAUUUGGACCAUCAGAUGGUUUUCUAAAUGAAGUUUUGGGGUUGAAUCAGUCUAAUAAGCUCCAAAACCUUUAUAAUAAUGGUAGUUCAACUGAUGGUUUUCCUUCUCAGAAUCAGCCAAAUAUCCAAAGCUUUGAAGCCCCUCAUCAGCAGCAAACUCUACCCAAUGGAGGAAGCAUUAAUAGGAGUAGCAUGAAAUCUGAAAAGCUUGAUGCGCCAUAUUCUUCUUCAACAGCAUUCGUUAAUUCUCUUCCAAAUCUAGUUUCAGCCUCACCUGAAUAUUGUUCCACUCAUGUCAUGCAAAUGGAAAACAAGGUAAAUCCAAAUGAGUUCUCUGACCCUUCUUCCACUUCAACCAACAACUUUGAAAUGUGGGGAGAUUUCAUGUAUGAGGAAGUAAGCGAUGCUUAUUGGAAAGAUCUCAAGAUAGACCAAGAGUAGUGGACAGUCUCUUUUAAAGACAACGGCAUUCGAGGUCUAUCACUGCGAUAAUAAUAGGAAUUAUCAUUGAUCUCUAGGAUCAACACAGAAUGUUUCAUUUAGAAAAGUAGUUGGUUGGUUCAUGUGCAUUUGAAGAUGGAUUAAAUCUUGGAUUCAAUCAUUAUAUUUUGUAUAGACGAACCAUGCAACAUGGAGAUUGUAAUUUAUUUUACAGAAUAAAUAAAAUCCUCUCUUAUUCCU